GUUCGUUCGUUUACUCGCUCGCUCGCUCGCUCGCUCGUUCGCUUGCUUGCUUGCUUGCUUGCUUGCUUGCUCACACCCUCCUGAAUCCCUGACUUCGGUCGCGUUUCGCGCUAUCGUUACUUCUCUCUUCUCUCUUCUCUCUUCUCUUAUUCUUCUUCUUCCUGCUCUUCCUCUUCAUCCUUCUCCUCCACCACCUCUUCUUCCUCCUCCUCCUCCUCCUCCUCCUCCUCCUCUUUCUCCAUCUCCUCUUCUUUCUCCUCUUCGUACCGACGCGACUCCUCUUUGUCCAACGCGCCUUCUUUCAGUUCUUUCCUUCCGUUCCAUCCUCUUCGAACAAACCUUUAACCACCCUUCCUCCGUCCCACGGUGAUUGCAGUUCGAUCGCAAGUGAUCGUUGUUCUAGACGAAAAAAAGGAGAAAAGGAAAAAAAAGAAAAGAAAAAAGAAAGAAAGAAAGAGAGGGGAAGAGAAAAAAAAAACAAAACAAAGAAAGGAUCGUGUGAAAGCAACGCGAGGGUGAUCGAUCCUGCGCUCUCAACUAAAGAAGAAUAUACUCGCUCUACGAUCGUGCCAAGUCUUAACCCGGAUAGUGUUUUCCUGCUGGCAACGAAGAAUGGUUUAACACUUUCGUUUCUAUCUAAGAGAAUCUUGUGAACGACGACGUACAUACGACGAUGCUAUCGAUUCGACUACGUGACCGACGGAAGAACUUGCUUACGUUUCUACUGCCAAAGAGAAGUCACCGUGCUGAGUUCGAAUUCAAAAUCGGCGUUGACGUAGUCCAAGAACGAUCUCGAUUAUCUUCUUGCAUCGAAGAGAUUUUUCUUACGACGUGUGUCUUGACGCUGCCUUUGAACUCAUACCGGAGAGGCUAAGGUUCUUUUUCUUCUUUUUCUUUUUCUUUUUCUUCUUCUUUUUCUUCUUCUUCUUCUCUUCUACUUCUUCGAGAGCUCUUCGUGAUUUAUCGGAAGGAUAAAUUCGCGUCGAUCGACCACGUCGUGCUCUCUCUCUCUCUUUCUUUAUCUCUCUUUCUCUCUCUCUCUCUCUCUCUCUCUCUCUCCUUCUGCAACGACACGAUUGGAGCGUCGGACGACAGCAUCAACGGCGGCAAGAGAACCGGCGGAAUCCACCGCCGCGUUUCCAGCUGGUUAACCGAGCUCAGGUAGGUAAGAACGCAUCGGAAGAGAAGCCGACGAUCAUUAAAAUUUCUCGAGACCGAGGGCUGCUUUUACGCCGGGGACUGACAGAGAGAAUCCAGGACGAAGUGUGACACGGAACGAAGGCACGAACUACUCGUCCUACUUCCCAGAAAACCAGAGAUCUCGACUCUCCCUGCCUAAAAGUCCUUGACAACCGUGUCCAAACAGCUUUUCUUUAUCUUUUGUUUUUCCCUUUUUCCUGAGUAACGGUGAUUUCGCGAACGGAUAAUCAUGACCAAACAGGAUUAAUGAUUAGAUCUAUCCAACGUGAUUUCUCUUAUUCGAGUAUCUUGGAAUAUCCACUUGUCAUCCAAGAUAUUUUUUUCUUUUAUUAACGUCGUCGUUUAAUUUACGACGAAUUAUCUCUCUCUUUCUCUUUCUCUCUCUUUCUCUCUCUUUCUCUUUAUCUCUUUCUCUCUCUUUCAUCGUUUCACAUUAUCGAGCAACACCUGUCGAAAAGAUAAAAAAAAAAGCAAUUAAAAGGAAAAGAGGAAAGUAAAAAGAGAAAAAAGAAUUCUCUUUAUCUCUCUUUCUCUCUCUCUCUUUCUCUCCUUCUCUCCUUUCUCUCUCUCUCUCUCUCUCUCUCUCUCUUUCUCUCUCUCUCUCUUUCUCGACGGAAGGCGUCAGCUUCGUAACAAGGUGUACAGUGAUUCCAGGCAAUGUCACCUUCCAUUUAACUCGCGGAAAUCACGUGCAGCCGGCGCUCGUAAAGGACGUUGAGUUAUUGUGGCGAUCCGCAAGGUUCUACUAAUUAGCUCGCGGCCGAUUCGAAACUGAGCGAACGAGCGAACGUACGAACGAACGAACGAGCAAGCAAGCGAGCGAGCGAGCGAGCGAGCGAGCGAGCGAGCGAGCGAACGAGCGAGCGGACGAACGAACAAGCGAGUGUACGAGAAAGAGAAAGAGAGAAAGAGAAACCUCUACCCCGGGAGUCAUUCAUUAACGGGACAGCAGUCACGAAUUGUUUUCAUUCAUUGGUUCUUGCGUGUGCUACUAAGAAGUUGUGUCCUGAAUGAACGUAGUCGUUUGCUGUAAGCCGUUUCUUCGAGGGUUCCAGUCCUUGACACGGCUCAACCUUUAGGGAGAGGAUGUUAACGUAGAAAAGCUCGAUAAUAUUUUUAUGUAUAGUCGAUAUCGAUUGCAAAUAUAUGUUGAGAGUAAAGCUCGAAAAUGAAUGUAAAAAAGAAAAAAAAUAAUAAAUACAAUGUAAUACGCGUGUGGUAGUCUUCGAUGAGUGUAUCGGGAAACUAUAGAGUCGAAUAAUAAAACGGAUGAUAAAAUUGAAUGAUGAAAGAGAGAAAAGAAAGAAAGAAAAAAUAAAAAAAAGAAAAAAAUAAAAAAAAGAAAAGAAAAAAGAAAGGAAAAAAGGAAAAAAGGAUCGGCGAUGUCGUUGAUCGUGUUCGCAGAAUGUACUGGCGGAAACAGCGCUGGGUCAUGGCGAGAUGCUGAAGGAAGUCGGCUGCGGAAGUAGUACUCCCCCUGCUGGGGAUGGUGCCGUGAACAGCAACCGUCCGGUUGGCACGGCGGAGAGCAACAGCUCGGAAAGCACCCUUGGCUGCGGUGGCUGCGGAAGGGAAAUAGCCGAGCGUUGGUACCUAAGGGCUGCCGAUCGUGCCUGGCACUGCGGUUGUCUUCGUUGCUGCAAUUGCCGGAUGCCUCUCGCAGGCGAACGUACUUGUUUCGCGAGGGACGGCAACAUAUACUGCAAAGAGGAUUACUACAGAUUGUUCUCCGUAUCGAGAUGUUCCCGAUGCCGUGAGGGUAUCUUCCCGUCGGAGCUGGUGAUGAGAGCAAGGGACCUGGUCUACCACGUGACCUGCUUUAAUUGCGCCUCCUGCGGUACAGCUUUGAACAAAGGCGAUCAUUUUGGCCAGAGAGACGGCUUGGUAUAUUGUAGACCGCACUACGAGUUGCUUUGCUGCGCCGGGGAUUACGGAAGCGGUACUGGCAGCAUCGAAGACAUCGGUUCGCCAGGAGUCUCGCCGCUUCCGGCUUAUUACAGCACGGCCGAGCAGAGUCCGAUCGCGUCCUCGGGGACGGUACAAAAGGGAAGGCCAAGGAAGAGGAAGCUUUCCGAAGUCACCGGGUCCGAGCUUCCUGUAACAAUGAGGCUGGCCGCCGGAGCGCUGGAACUUCUACAUCCGACCGAGUUAUCCUCGUCGAUGGAAUCGCUCGCAGCAUACGACGCAUCCGUAGGCUCGCCCGGGCCCGUUCAUCAGAGCCAAAGAACUAAACGCAUGCGUACGAGCUUCAAGCAUCAUCAACUGAGAACGAUGAAGAACUACUUCGCCAUAAAUCAGAAUCCAGAUGCGAAAGAUCUCAAGCAAUUGGCACAGAAGACGGGUCUCUCGAAGAGGGUGCUUCAGGUAUGGUUUCAAAACGCACGCGCAAAAUGGCGGCGGAAUAUGAUGAGGCAAGAGGGUAGCGGAGCGAGUAGUAACGUUGGCUGUCCUGGUACGCCGGUGUCAUCGAGUACAGCAGGUUCGCCAAACGUCGCACCAACCGUUAGCAUCCUAGGCGACAGUAACAGCAUGCCCUCGACCUCGAUGGAGGAACUGCACGCCCUUCAUCAUUUGCAUUCUGGUGUUUCCUCUCAGGUCUCUUUUUCCGAUCUCUACUGACGACGGCUUGAGAUGGAGGAAGACGGUUAUAGUACCCUCUCCAGCCAUCUUGGAUGAGAAGACGCCAAGGAAGAUACGGACUUCUCUUUUUUCUUAUUACGAGAUGACAUUCUCGUCAAGUUUGUGAGGGUUCGUGAGAAUAACGGCGUAGCAACGUCGAUGAAAUCCUUGCUUUAUUAUCAUUCGACUAAUUCGAAUAUAAAUUCUAAAUAUUCAAAGGGAAAUAAAAACUAACGAUGAACUUGAUCUUCGUUAGAAAUACAAGAGCAAGAGAGAGAGAGAGAGAGAGAAAGAGAGAAGUCUAAUCGUCGACUUGGAAAAUCGUAUAGAAGAGAAAAGAGAUUAGCUUUAAAAAAUAAGUGAUAAUAACCAUAGUUCCAUGCACAUUCAGAUUACCAAAGGGUUUCUAAACGAUAGUCCACCCUCCCCCACCUCUCUCGAGGAGAAACGUACUAACGUAGCUGUGCGAGAGAAACGUCAUUAGAAAGCGAUUAACGAUCCAUCGAUGAAUAUUCUCGAGUAGGAUCUCGAUAUUAUUAUUCCGAUUAUUAUCUAAUAUAUCACGAGAGUGUUCCUCCAUCGCGAUAAUAAAUUUUAAUUAAUCGUUCUUAAUUAAUAUGAAAUUCGAUUAUCUACGGUUUGUAACUAAGUACUCACUUACGUACACCAAUCGAUAAAAAGAUAUCACGAAUUUUUUUUUCUUUCCAAUUUUUCUUCUCGUCUUCUUUUUUUCUUUUCUUUUUCUUUCUUUUCUUUUCUUCUCUUUCUGUUUUUUUUUUAUUUCUUUUCUUUCCCUUUUCCCUCGUUACGAGCAUUGUUCGAGAGAACGUCGAGAACGUAUGUUAGGUACAAUCGGACGAACGUGAUAGUUGAAAAGUGAAAAUCGAUAAGAGACAAGAUAUUAUAGAAGGAAAGAUAAAAAGAGGGAAAAAGACACAAAAGUAAAUGCGACGAAGACGAGACUAACGAGAUCGAAAAAGAAAAGAAAAAAGAAAAAGAGAGAGAAAGAAAGAAAGA
Vespula pensylvanica (western yellowjacket) is the source of this 4836-nucleotide messenger RNA. RefSeq names its product LIM/homeobox protein Lhx9-like. Gene Ontology annotation, molecular function: RNA polymerase II transcription regulatory region sequence-specific DNA binding; DNA-binding transcription factor activity, RNA polymerase II-specific. NCBI's taxonomy places the organism in Eukaryota, Metazoa, Arthropoda, Insecta, Hymenoptera, Vespidae. The transcript has 6 exons. Gene Ontology annotation, cellular component: nucleus. Gene Ontology annotation, biological process: neuron differentiation; regulation of transcription by RNA polymerase II. The record is from RefSeq and is a predicted model, not a curated record. Bases 2641 to 3819 code for a protein of 392 amino acids.